Messenger RNA from Malus domestica (apple), 611 nucleotides. The record is from RefSeq and is a predicted model, not a curated record. NCBI's taxonomy places the organism in Eukaryota, Viridiplantae, Streptophyta, Magnoliopsida, Rosales, Rosaceae.
ACUUCUGUGUAGUGUUUUCUACCUAAGGAGUCCCAGACUGGCCUAAAAGUGUUUUCCAUUUUCAUUUUUCUAGGCAACCAAACAGAUGAUAAGAAUUAAGAACCAAAAUGCUUGCGUACCUGAACGGAAUACUUGACGGCUAUCUCCUACUCCAACUAAUAUUGCUACCAAAUACUUCUCUCUGCUGCUUCUUCUUCUUAUUCUUCCCCUCACCUCCAUGGUCCUCCUGCAUGCGCCCCUCCUCACCUGAACACACUACACUUUCUCCCCCUCUCUCUGUGCUUCCAACACUGCAAUGGCUGAUCACCCUUCUGCUGACUCGCUCUCUGUGGCUCGCUGGCUCACUGAGUUCGUGCUAAUCGCCUCGACUUUGGCUGCUCUGCCUCUCGUUAGUGGCACCACCGAUGCUUCUGAUGUUCAAGCACUUCAGGUAUUGUACACCUCAGUAAACAGUCCUUCUCAGCUAAUCGGUUGGAAAAGUAGUGGCGACGGACGGAGAGAGAGAGUGACGAAGUCGAAAGGCGGAGAAAGAGAGUGACAGAGUUGUACUCUGAGGGUUUUUAAUUUUUUUUUUAAUUUUACAUAUAUUAAAUUAAAUAGGUAAAUGGAUA